AUGUACAUUAAACAGAUUAUUAUCCAGGGCUUCAAGAGCUACAAGGACCAGACAGUCAUCGAGCCUUUCUCCCCCGGCACAAACGUCAUUGUCGGUCGCAAUGGAUCUGGCAAGAGUAACUUCUUCGCGGCCAUCCGCUUCGUCCUCAGCGAUGCCUACACCCAGAUGACUCGCGAAGAGCGCCAGGCGCUUCUGCACGAAGGUUCAGGAUCAGCCGUCAUGUCGGCAUAUGUCGAAAUUAUUUUCGACAACAGCGACGAGCGCUUUCACGGUGGAGGCAAGGAGGUCAUCCUGCGCCGUACCAUCGGCACCAAGAAGGACGAGUACUCAGUCGACCGGAAAGUCGUUACAAAGAGCGAUGUCAUCAAUCUGCUCGAGGCUGCCGGCUUCUCGAGAUCGAAUCCUUACUACAUUGUGCCCCAGGGUCGUGUCACAGCAUUGACGAAUAUGAAGGAGUCUGACAGACUCACUCUGUUGAAAGAGGUUGCGGGUACCCAGGUUUACGAAGCGCGUCGAACCGAGUCGCUGAAGAUUAUGAACGAGACGAACAACAAGAGAGAAAAGAUCGAUGAGCUGCUGGGUUAUAUUAAGGAACGUCUGGCUGAGCUCGAGGAGGAAAAGGAGGAGCUUCGAGGUUUCCAGGACAAGGACCGUGAGCGCAGGUGUCUUGAGUACGCGCUCUACUAUCAGGAGCAACAGCAGAUUCAAGAACAACUCGAGCGCAUUGAAAGCAUCCGUCAGAGUGGCCUAGACAACACCGACUCGAUACGCUCCGAGCUGAAGGAAGCAGAGAAGGCGCUCACGAAGUUAGAGGCGGACAUUCACAAGUUGACAAAGGAGCUGGACUUGGCCAAGGUCGAGCGCCGUCAACUCGAGGAAGAUCGUCGUGAGACUGCUAAGGCCAAGGCCAAGGCAGAACUUAAAGUGAAGACGCUAUCAGAGGGGCAGUCCGCGGCAGUGCAAGCCCAGCAGCAGCACGAGGCUGACCUUACGGCGACCAUCGAAGAGAUUUCCGCAAAGAAGCAGGAGCUCAACAACAUCAUCCCCGAAUACCUUCGACGAAAAGCCCAAGAAGCGGAGAAGAAACAGCAGUUAGAUACUGCCGAAGCCGCCCGCAACCGUCUCUUCACCAAGCAAAGUCGUGGCUCCCAAUUUAAGAAUAAGUCUGAGCGUGAUAAGUACUUGCGAGCUGAAAUUGAGGACUUGCAAUCAAGACUCAUGAGUCACAAGGCAAACAAGAUGGAUGCCGAUGAGGAUGUGGCCAGGACCGAAAACGCCAUCAAGCAACUUGAAAAUGAAGUUGCAAACCUGAGAGAACAGCUGCAAAACUCUGGUGGCGCUCGCAACGAACUCUUUGAGGAGGCAAGCAGAGCACGAGAGGUUUUGGACAAGCUUGAUGAUGAGAGGAAGGUCCUCUGCCGUCAGGAAGAGAAGCUCGAUACGGUCUUGUCAGAUGCGCGACAAGAGAGAGAGCGGGCGGAUCGUGAGCUUAGCACAAUGAUGGACAGAGACACUGCCCAGGGUCUUGCUACAAUUCGCCGCCUGAAGGCUACGGAGGACAUCCCCGGUGCCUAUGGAACGAUGGCGGAGCUGCUCAAGGUCAGCGACACUUACCGGCUUCCUGUUGAGCAAAUUGCGGGUAAUAGCUUGUUCCACUACAUCGUCGAUACCGACCAAACUGCGACAUACCUGACAAACCACUUGCGCUCCACCUAUGGUGGUAGACUUACCUUUAUGCCUCUCAACCGUCUCCAUCCCAGGCACGUCAACAUGCCGCGGUCUCAAGAUGGCAUCGUGCCUCUCAUAAGCAAAAUUACCUAUGAUUCUACGUUCGAGAAAGCCUUCCAACAAGUGUUUGGCAAAGUUGUCGUUUGCCCUAAUCUGAGCAUUGGAGGUCAGUACGCAAGGAGUCACGGCGUCGACGCCAUUACUCUGGAUGGUGACACCACAAACAAAAGGGGCGCGAUGACUGGUGGAUACAUCGACCCUAGGCGAUCCAGGCUGGAGCAGGUUCAGGCUGUCAACAAAUGGCGAGACGAAUAUGAGCGACUCCUAUUGCAAGCCAAUGAGUUCAGGGCUCAGAUCGAGCAAAAAGAUCAAGAAAUUACUCGCGCCUUGGGUGAAGUUCAAAAGGCUGAGCAGAAAUUGCGUCAAUUGGAAGCCGGCUUUGAGCCGUUGAGACAUGAGCUCGCCAACAAGAAUGCUCAGCUUGAGCACGAGAGACGCCGUUUGAGCGACGCCAUCAGACACAGAGAGGCGGUUGAGCGGGACAUGAGGGUUUUCACCGAGAGUCUCGCGGCCGAUGAGGCCGAAUUGGCAUCCGAUUUCAAGAAGGCUCUCAGUAAUGCUGAAGAGAAGCAGCUUGUCGAGCUCGACAUGCAGGUUCAGCAGCUUCAGAGAGAGUGGAACGAGGCCAGCAAGAAGAGAAGAGAUGCAGAGAGCCGUAAACAGAUUCUUGAGACGGAUAUCAACCAGAACCUCCAGCUGCGCCUCGAUCAGCUCAAUAGCCAAGCUUUCGAGAACAACACUGCCUCUGGCGAUUCCGGCGGCCUUAAGGAGGCACAGCGCGAACUCAAGAAGCUACAGAAGGAAUCCAAGGCUAUCGAGGCCAAGAUGCAAGAAAUCGAGGCUAAGAUCGAAGAGCUUGGUAGCAAGCUGGACCGUCGGGAGGCAAAGAAGGCGGAGCAGGAGGAGAUCCGGGCCACUGUUGCCGCAAGAGAGGCCAAGCAGCGCGGUGCAAUCGAAAAGAGCAUGUCGAAGAAGGCUGUGUACACGGCUCAGGCUGCAGAUGCCGCGAAGGCAAUCAGAGACCUCGGUGUUCUGCCCGAAGAGGCGUUUGACAAGUACGAGAACAUGGACCCGCGCCAGAUCGACUCUAGGCUGAAGAAGGUUCGAAACGCGCUGAAGAAGUUCCAGCACGUCAACAAGAAGGCUUUCGAACAGUACAACAGCUUCACCUCGCAGCAGGAUCAGCUGAUGAAGCGUCGCAAGGAACUCGAUGCCUCGCAGGAGUCUAUCGAGGAGCUUGUUGCCCAUCUUGACCAGCGCAAGGACGAAGCUAUUGAACGUACCUUCAAGCAAGUGUCCAAGGAAUUUGCCACCAUCUUUGAGAAGCUCGUUCCGGCUGGUCAUGGCCGCUUGGUCAUCCAGCGCCGGACCGACCGCCGCGUUGACCCCGAAGAGUCCGACGAGGAGCAGAGAGGCAGCGUUGAGAACUACACUGGUGUCGGCAUCAGCGUGUCUUUCAAUUCCAAGACCCUCGAUGAGCAGCAGAGAAUCCAGCAACUCAGUGGUGGACAAAAGAGUUUGUGUGCCCUGUGCCUCAUUUUCGCCCUCCAGCAGACGGAAAGCAGUCCCAUGGUCAUCUUCGACGAGGUCGACGCCAACCUGGACGCGCAGUACCGUACCGCCGUCGCCAGUCUCCUCGAGUCUAUCUCGCAGGAAGCCGGCACGCAGUUCAUCUGCACCACUUUCCGUCCUGAGAUUGUCCACAUCGCCGACAAGUGCUACGGUGUUACCUUCCACAACAAGACGAGUUCCAUCGACUGUGUUCCCACCGAGGAAGCCCUCAGCUUCGUCGAGGGCGUCGCGGCCGGCAAGUAG
This is a messenger RNA of Colletotrichum truncatum, 3603 nucleotides long. RefSeq names its product chromosome segregation protein. Gene Ontology annotation, cellular component: mitotic cohesin complex; chromosome. The record is from RefSeq and is a predicted model, not a curated record. Lineage: Eukaryota; Fungi; Ascomycota; Sordariomycetes; Glomerellales; Glomerellaceae. Gene Ontology annotation, biological process: mitotic sister chromatid cohesion. Gene Ontology annotation, molecular function: cohesin loader activity; ATP hydrolysis activity; double-stranded DNA binding.